AGUCAGUCGACGGUCGACAGGCGACAAUGAAGAACCUCGUUAAGUUGUACCCAACGGGAACGCUUGAUCCUACAAUAUUCUAUUGUCAGAUGCUUGAUAUUACCGUAAAGUUUGAAGAACUAAACGGUAAUUUGGAUAUCUCGAAAUUGUCUGUUAUAAGUGGCGGAAUGUGGACGAUAUUUACAAUAAAAGUUGGAGUAUACGAUAUAGAGAAUGCGAGAAUUGCAGGUAAAUUCAUUUUCUCCGAUAUCGAGUCUCAUAUCCCACAAAUAAAAUGUAACAAUGCUGACCGUGACCCUGAGACAAAAAGCAUCACGUCUAUUAGCAACGAGAAGGGUCCAAAAUGGGUAUACGUUGCUAACAUGUUCCGCGAGGAGCAGGGGAGUAAAUGUGUAGCUUACUUUAGAGACGGUAGUAGAUCAAGUAAACGUAGCCCAUAUAUAGUAUUGGAUUCCCACUUAAACUCAGUCGACAAUGUCGACUUGUUGAUAUUCUGCACUCUCCUACUAGCCAAACAGCUCAAGAAGAGGAAACAGAGCAGCCAGAAAUACAAAUACCUCGUCAAGAAAUAUGGGAGAUUCUCCAAUGACAACUGAAUUAUGUAUUUUUCCUUGUAUUUUUAAUUGUUUCAUUGUUCACUCAUUCC
This is a messenger RNA of Wallemia mellicola CBS 633.66, 646 nucleotides long. RefSeq lists its product as hypothetical. Lineage: Eukaryota; Fungi; Basidiomycota; Wallemiomycetes; Wallemiales; Wallemiaceae. Bases 27 to 596 code for a protein of 189 amino acids. The record is from RefSeq and is a predicted model, not a curated record. The transcript has 2 exons.